UGUGUACAAGCGUUGCAAGCUGUUUGUCGCACUCAUUUCUUAUCCCUACGUCAUCGUAGGGGGUCGCGGAAGAAUACUGUGUGCUGCUACCUUUAGUUUUUAGUUUCCCUUCCUCAAAAAAUUCGCCGAAAAAUCUACAGAAAGAACUUCUGCGUCCUUUUGGAGGUUUCGUCGGUCAAUCAACAAGAUGGAAGACAAGAUGUCGGUUUUAGAAGAGCUUGGGAGGACGAGUAAAGGCCGACUGCGGUACUGUAACGGCCCGGGUGACGCGGGGUGGCUGGGGCGGCUUGUGGUGAGGAUAGACGAUGUGGACCAGGUACUGUCUGCGCUGGAGACAGAGCUACAGAACGAGCGAAAUGGGGAAGCAAACAGUCAGCAGGGACUGUCUUCUCCCAACACAUCACCACAGAGGGGCUCUCAACUUACAGGACCAAGUGGUUCUACUAGCGUCAAAACAACUCAGGAAGACAUGCGUCCAAAAAACAUUACACCACCACCCAGUGGCUCUCAACCUACAGGAUCAAGUCCUACUACUACUAGCUCCAGAACACCUCAGAACAACAUGCGUCCAAAUGUCACACCACCACCCAGAGACUCGAUGGAGAAUGGAGAAAACAACGUCGUCAGGGCGCAUAUGCGUCCAAAAACUACACCAGCAAGAGUUAGUGACUCGAUCAAGAAUGGAGGAAACAAUAUCAGGGCACAUAUUAGUCCCAAAAUGACACCACCCAGGGUUAGCGACUCGAUGGAGAAUGGAGGAAACAACGUUAACGUCCGGGCGCAGCUGCAGAAAACUGUCUGCCUGUACGAACAGGAACGACAGGAGACUGUACGGGAGACGGUGGGGAAACAACGGGUACAGGUGGAGCAGCAGAUAGCAGGCCUGUGGCAGCAGGUACAGCAGCAGCUGUCCAUCUUGCAGGACCAGCACAGACUGGACAGCAGGAGACAGCAGGACAAGGUCAACAACCUCCUGCUGCAUCACGGAGAGAGGAGCCAGCAGCGGAUACAGCAGUUAGAGGAGGACCACCGGCAGAGGGCCAGGCACUUAGACGCUCAGCUACAGGAGGCCAUAGUGAGACAAACCCAGCAGCAGCGCAGGAAGCAGGCGUACGCGUUAGAGAAGCUACGGCAGCUGAUUAAACAGCAGGAAGAGUCCAACGCUGCUGCCCAGGCCAUGACAACUCUGCUGACUAACUUUGGUCAGAAAGACGCUCUCCCAGCGGACGUGCUAAACGACGCACACAGGGCCGUCACGUUAACGUCCAACCUUACAAGACAGGUGUCAGCGGCCAGUGAAGCCGGGGGAACGACAGACCAGGUGCUGCAGCUGGCUCAAACCACCCUCGCCGAGGUCAAGGCCAUCCAGGCGAGGGUGGUUCAGGCGGUGGAGAAAGCUCGAGAGGAGGCGAGGAAAGCCGAGGAGGAGAAGGCACGGCAGGAACAGGAGCGGGCUCGGGCACAGGCAGCUGAACAGGAGAAACAAGCAGCACAGAAACAGGCAGAGAAGGCUGCAGCCGAGAAAGCAGUGGCUACAAAAACUGCGUCUUCAGCUAAAUCAGCAGCUGACGCCAAGGAGGCCUUUCUAACCACGUACACACAAACUAUCAAGAGGUACAGGGAACUGCAGACCAACCUAGACAACUGUGUACAGUCCUACCAGCCGCUAGCCAAGUCUACAGACUCGCAGUUGAAGAAGUACGCGUUUGACCUGCAGAAGGCAGUGAACACUCCGCUGAACGCCAUCUCCUCCCACUCUGCUAGUCAUGUCACAGACAAGCUGAAGCGACUGUGUAAGCUGCUGCAGGGUCAGCAGGUUGAGGUGAGCGACAAGAGGAUCUCCACGGCCAGCCAUCCCCUCGCACUGCCCUUCUGUAAGGAGCUUCUCGCCAGGAAGUUCAUGAAGCAGGGUGUGGAGCAGAUCGCUUCGAACCACGAGUCUGCGUUCCCGAUCGCAGCAGUGGCGGUCGGGGUGUGGAUGGAGUUUCCAGAUGUGGGGGAUCUCCUGUUGGCACAGUUCCACCGGGCGUGUCCCUACAUCGUGCCGUUUUACCCUCCGCGCAUGGACGGGCAGACGGACGAGGACUUCUACAAGUCGAAGGGGUACGUGUAUAAGGAUGGGACUGUGGAGAAACAGGACAAGUUCCUGAAGCGAAUGUCCGGCAUCAUGCGGCUGUACGCGGCAAUCGUACAGACCGACACCGGGUCCCGGAGGCACCCUCACGGCGCCGCGCACGGCUGGUGCUGGUUAUCCUCCGUCAUCAACCUAGACCCCGAAACGGACGUCACCGCCACACUGCUGUACGACUUCCUACAGGUUGCCGGCCAUGCGCUGAUGAAGGCCUACGGGAAACAGUUCCACAAACUGCUGCACAUCCUGUGUAGAGACUACUUCACUCAGAUCCAGGCAGUAACAGGAGCCGGACAGGGGGGGCCUGUUUCCAGACUAAAGGGGCUGCUGGAGGAGUGUAUCAAAACUCAGAGGAUCCCUGCUCCUAAAGGGAUGUUGACCUCUGUUUUCUGGACAUCAUAACACAAUGUAGAAGUACCGGCUUUAAAGAUACAGAUACAAAUUGUACUAAAAGAAGCCACAGAUACACAUCUACGGCAGUAAACUAGGCUUGAGCCUAUACCUGCUGCCAAUCCAGGCUAAAGGGGCUGUUAGACAAGUGUAUCAAAACUCAGAGGAUCCCUGCACCUAAAGGGAUGUUGACUUCUGUCUUUUGGACAUCAUAACACAAAUUGUAGAAGACAGUACAAGCUUUACAAGCUUUUAGAGAUACAGAAUCGGAUGCAAAUUGUACUAAAAGCCUGUCUUCUGCACAUCAUAAUAGUAUUACAAAUUGUACUAGAAGAAGACACACAGGGCUCGAAAGUCAUUUUAAGGGAAUAGGUGCACUGGUGCACCCAACCUAAAAAUUAG
Branchiostoma belcheri (Belcher's lancelet) is the source of this 2923-nucleotide messenger RNA. RefSeq names its product nucleoporin GLE1-like. NCBI's taxonomy places the organism in Eukaryota, Metazoa, Chordata, Leptocardii, Amphioxiformes, Branchiostomatidae. The record is from RefSeq and is a predicted model, not a curated record. Gene Ontology annotation, biological process: regulation of translational termination; poly(A)+ mRNA export from nucleus; regulation of translational initiation. The transcript is spliced from 12 exons. The coding region runs from base 188 to 2533 and encodes 781 amino acids. Gene Ontology annotation, molecular function: phospholipid binding; translation initiation factor binding; inositol hexakisphosphate binding. Gene Ontology annotation, cellular component: cytoplasm; nuclear pore; nuclear pore cytoplasmic filaments.